Messenger RNA from Lampris incognitus (smalleye Pacific opah), 615 nucleotides. RefSeq names its product ventral expressed homeobox (gene ventx). The transcript is spliced from 3 exons. Gene Ontology annotation, molecular function: DNA-binding transcription factor activity, RNA polymerase II-specific; RNA polymerase II cis-regulatory region sequence-specific DNA binding. NCBI's taxonomy places the organism in Eukaryota, Metazoa, Chordata, Actinopteri, Lampriformes, Lampridae. The coding region runs from base 1 to 615 and encodes 204 amino acids. Gene Ontology annotation, biological process: regulation of transcription by RNA polymerase II. The record is from RefSeq and is a predicted model, not a curated record.
AUGGCGAACAACUUCUCCGUCGAGUGGCUGUCCAAAAGUUCUCACGCGACGCGAACGAGCGCCGAGGACGCAUCACCUCGGACCAAAGUCUGUCCCGAGGCCUUUCUUCACGCGGGGAUCGCAGAGAUUUUAAAGCAAUCCGGAGACACACAAACUCCCACCUCGCCAGACAGUGGCUUUGGGUACACGUCGGGGUCUGAGAGUGAGGUGGGAGAUGACAGCGAAGGGGAAGCCGUGAAGCAGAUGAGGCGGAUGAGGACCAAGUUCACCUCCGAGCAAGUCGGCAAGCUGGAGAGCACUUUCAGCAAGCACAGAUACCUGGGCGCCACGCAGAGGAGGAAAAUUGCCGAAAAGCUCAGCCUCUCUGAGACCCAGGUGAAGACGUGGUUUCAGAACAGGAGAAUGAAGCUGAAGCGCGAGGUGCAGGACCUGCGGUCCGAGCUCUGGUGGGCCCCGUCCGGUCUGCUGCUUCCGCCGCCGCCGCCGCCGCCGCCUCCUCCGCUCCUGUUUCAGCACCUCGGACCGGACGGACAGCAGCCACACGCGCGACACGCCCACCCCGUCCCGCAGAUCCCUCCGCGACACGUGAUGCUGCCCGCCUGCUACUACUACUGA